AUGAGAAGUAAAAAGAAUAUAGUUGAGGAAGAUUACAUUUCUUUUCACAAAGAUUUAAGCAAUAAAAUGUCUGAAAAAAUAUUGCAUUUCGAACCUAAAUUUAGAAUUAAGUUAUGCGCUAUGUUAUAUCAUCAUAAAUAGAAAUAAAAUCUUGAUAAAGAUUUACAUAAUGAGCUUUUAAAGUUGAAAAGGAAUUAUGAAAAGAAGACAUAUGAAAUAAUUAAAUAGAUGAAUUCUUUAAUAAAAGAAGAAGGAACUAUUAUUUUGAAUGAUUUCUCUGAUAUUUCUGAUCAUUUUACAAUGCCUGGAGAUCCUAAUUAUUUAGAGCCACUUGCUUACCCAAAAAUAUAAAAAUAUUGGUCUAGUUGCAUACAAAACUGCACAAUUUUAUAGCAUUAAUUUACUAAAAAAGAUUAAGAUAUAGCACAAUGCUUAGAAACUAUAGAAAUUUCAAGAGAAGAAACUAAAACAACUAAAUCGUUUACUUUAUCAUUUUAAUUCUCUUAAGAUUAGAAAUAUUUUACAAAUUCAUUUGUUUAAGUGACUUUUUAUCUGAUUGAUUCAGUAAAUGCUUACAGAUAAGAGUCAAAUGCUGAAUUCAAAAUCAAAACAGGCAAUAAAGAAACAGCUACAACAGGAAUAUUUCUUUAACUAUUUUAAAACGUCAAUUUAGAAGAGGGUCUCAAUAAGAUAUCUGAUGCUCAUGAUCUUUGCACAAAACUUGGGAGAAGUUAUGAAAUAGCUCUAAUUUUUAAGGAUGAGCUAAUACCUUACUCUUUAGAAUAUUAUUUAAAUGCAAGGACUCCGAAUUUAAAAUAGGAAAUGCUUGAAAAACAACUUAUGGAAUAAUAUUAAGAAAAGAAAAAGAUUAAAUCGAAAUUUGUUCAACAAUAACAAGAAGAAGCCGAUGAAGAAUUAGCUGAUGAGUAAUAUUUAGAAGAUAAUCAAUGUAAAUAAUAAUGA
Messenger RNA from Tetrahymena thermophila SB210, 963 nucleotides. RefSeq names its product nucleosome assembly protein. Gene Ontology annotation, cellular component: chromatin; nucleus. Lineage: Eukaryota; Ciliophora; Oligohymenophorea; Hymenostomatida; Tetrahymenidae. Gene Ontology annotation, molecular function: histone binding; chromatin binding. The record is from RefSeq and is a predicted model, not a curated record. The transcript has 4 exons. Gene Ontology annotation, biological process: nucleosome assembly.